Messenger RNA from Staurois parvus, 493 nucleotides. Lineage: Eukaryota; Metazoa; Chordata; Amphibia; Anura; Ranidae. The record is from the annotation of a GenBank genome assembly.
GAGGUGGAGGAGUGGGAUGGGAGCACCCCGUCUGGUCAUCAGAGGUGGAGGAGUUGGGAUGGGAGCACCCCGUCUGGUCAUCAGAGGUGGAGGAGCUGGGAUGGGAGCACCCGUGUCUGGUCAUCCAUGGUGGAGGAGCUGGGAUGGGAGCACCCCGUGUCUGGUCAUCAGAGGUGGAGGAGUUGGGAUGGGAGCACCCGUGUCUGGUCAUCAGAGGUGGAGGAGUUGGGAUGGGAGCACCCCGUCUGGUCAUCAGAGGUGGAGGAGUUGGGAUGGGAGCACCCCGUCUGGUCAUCAGAGGUGGAGGAGUUGGGAUGGGAGCACCCCGUCUGGUCAUCAGAGGUGGAGGAGUUGGGAUGGGAGCACCCCGUCUGGUCAUCCAUGGUGGAGGAGUUGGGAUGGGAGCACCCCGUCUGGUCAUCAGAGGUGGAGGAGUUGGGAUGGGAGCACCCCGUCUGGUCAUCAGAGGUGGAGGAGCUGGGGAUGGGAGCAC